Penicillium vulpinum is the source of this 1956-nucleotide messenger RNA. RefSeq lists its product as uncharacterized. Lineage: Eukaryota; Fungi; Ascomycota; Eurotiomycetes; Eurotiales; Aspergillaceae. The record is from RefSeq and is a predicted model, not a curated record. Gene Ontology annotation, molecular function: ATP binding; protein binding; protein kinase activity. Bases 1 to 1956 code for a protein of 651 amino acids. The transcript has 3 exons. Gene Ontology annotation, biological process: protein phosphorylation.
AUGUCGAGAGUUCCAGACUGGGUUCUCGAUUCUAAGCUCGAAACUCAUUUUCUGCCUGAUAGCAAACACGAGACAGUGCAUACCUACUAUGAGCAGGAAUCCCAUUCUCGGCGGCCAAUUAAAAAAACAGAACACUGGCAGCGGGUGAGGCAGAUUGGCGGUGGUGGGUUUGGAGAGGUGUGGCUGGAGAGAUGCACAAAAGGAAAGAAUCAUGGCCAUCACGUCCGCGCAACAAAGCAGAUGGAGUACGAGCGAUGUUUUGUCAAGUCUUUUGGGUGGUACCAGAACAAAGCCAGCUUGUUUAUUGCAAUGGAAUAUCUUGAGCUAGGAGAUCUGCAAGAUUAUCUGAACGACAAGAACCAGCCGCUACCGGAAUCUGAGGCACGGGACAUCAUGUCCCAAAUUCUUGAGGGCCUUGAUUUGAUGCAUGAUAAUGGCUUUACACAUCGUGAUUUAAAACCCAACAUUGCGGACUUCGGGAUCAGCAAACGUAUUGGAGAUGGCCUUGGAAAAUCAACAACGCUAAAGGGUACCCCCGGAUAUAUUGCGCCUGAGCUUUAUGAAUUUACUCAGGCCGGUACUCCAUAUGCUGUUGAUAUUUGGGCUGCUGGAGAGGUUAUGUUCCAAAUUUUGACCAAGCAACCCGUAUUCAAGCAUCCUGGUUUGCUUUUCAAUUAUGUCCAAACGCCCAACGUCUUUCCUUCCAAUCAACUUUCAGUCAACCAUGUCAGCGAGUCUGGUGUUGAGUUCGUCUUGUGUCUUAUGCAUCCUACCCCAGCAGGCAGAAUGUCAGCCAAAGAUGCUUUACAACAUAGGUGGAUGGAUCAGGCAUUGCCCCACAAUGGCAAUUUACCUACACUUGCGUAUAAGGAGGCCCAUAGCACAUCAUCAUUUGACUCAAUGACAGAAAAUUUUGCGUCAUGGAAUACUAUCAAGUCUCCAGAGACGUCGGGAACUCCAAUUCUGAAGAGAACAGAGGAAUUGAGGACAUCACCUCCCAAGACCUCUGGCAACGAAACUCUCAAGUUGCCCGUUGAACACAAAAUUGCUGCAGCCGUCCAACUCACGCUUCCUAUCACGCUUCAUGGCCAUUCAGAUUCUGUGAAUUCAGUGGCGUUCUCGCCCGAUAGUAAAUUGAUGGUUUCUGGAUCUCAUGACCGCAAAAUCAAACUCUGGAAUACUACCACAGGCGCUAUACACAAAACGCUCGAGGGCCAUUAUGGGCUCGUCAACUCCGUGGCAUUUUCACCCGAUGGUAAAUUUGUGGUAUCUGGAUCUACGGACAACUCAAUCAAACUAUGGAACACCACCACGGGCGCCAUACACAAAACGCUAGAGGGCGAUCCUGGAUGGGUGAAUUCCGUUGCAUUCUCUCCCGACGGCAAAUUAUUGGUCUCUGGAUCUCAAGACAUCACAGUCAAACUGUGGAAUACUAUCACGGGCGCUAUACACAAAACGCUCAAGGGCCAUUCUGAUGCCGUCAACUCCGUGGCAUUCUCACCCGAUGGUAAAUUGGUGGCAUCUGGAUCCACGGACUACACACUCAAACUCUGGAAUAUCACCACGGGCACUAUGCACAAAACACUUAAGCAUAAUUUGUAUGUUCAAUCUGUGGCAUUCUCGCCUGAUGGUAAAUUUGUGGCAUCUGGAAGUUAUGAUGAGACAGUCAAGAUUUGGAAUACCACCACGGGUACCAUAUAUAAAACGCUGAAGAGCCCUUCAUAUGUCCUUUCUGUGGCAUUCUCACCCAAUGGUGAACUGGUGGCAUCUGGAUCUACGGAUGACGAUGUCAAAUUAUGGAAUACUACCACGGGUGUUAUACACAAAACGAUUAAGCGCGAAUCACAUUAUUGGAGGUCUCAAUGGGCUACCUCCGUGGCAUUCUCGCCCGACGGUAAAUUAUUGGCAUCUGGAUCUAAUGGCAACACAGUCAAGCUCUGGGAUGCUGCCUUAUAA